AUGACCAAGAGCUCUCACUCUUCUUUUUCGUUUCCCUCCUCCACUUCCGGCCUCCUGCGGCUUCUUCUCAUGGCGGCGGUCAUCCUCUCCCUACUUUUUGUCACAUCCGCUGCCACACCCAUCUCUAACCCAACCAAUGCUACUCCAAGAAACCCCCACCGCCUCCAUAGUCAAGAAACCCACCACCACCGUGAAUGCGAUCAUCAGACUUCAGCUUCGGAAUCGUCGAGCGCACAAUUACGUUCCUUGUGCCUUCAACUCACCCACCACAGAAUAUUCCACGCCAGCCUUCCCCUCUCGCCGCUGCCACCGGUAUCCCCGUCCGGCCCCUCGCAGCCGGCUCCUGGCGACCGUCAAGAUGGUCACGAGAUUGAUCCAAGAUACGGUGUGGAGAAGAGAUUAGUCCCCUCCGGUCCCAACCCUCUUCACAAUUGA
Messenger RNA from Malus domestica (apple), 435 nucleotides. RefSeq names its product CLAVATA3/ESR (CLE)-related protein 9-like. NCBI's taxonomy places the organism in Eukaryota, Viridiplantae, Streptophyta, Magnoliopsida, Rosales, Rosaceae. The record is from RefSeq and is a predicted model, not a curated record.